Molecule: messenger RNA, 1401 nt
Organism: Amphiprion ocellaris (clown anemonefish)
Lineage: Eukaryota; Metazoa; Chordata; Actinopteri; Pomacentridae
Exons: 7
Coding region: 231-1055 (274 amino acids)
Source: RefSeq, a predicted model, not a curated record
ACCAGUCGUGUCCUGCGGCUCCAGCAGCGUCUCACCAGCAGCAGCAGCAGCGGCGGCCCGUACACCGGUGUCUCCAGAGCCACAACCGAGCCAACGGGACAGUUCCCUUUCCCUCCGUGAAUACUAACAAACUCACCGGGCCCCAUGGGUAACAGCUACGGGGCUACAGGGCUAAACCGAGCCGAUGUGCUGAAGAAGGCCAGGGGAACUUAUCACAAGGCGAUUGGGACAUGUCAGAAAGUUCUUCAGGUGUGAACACUCUCAGUGGCAGUUUUCCCAAAUCCCACUCGUCCCAGUGCUCUGAUCUCAGGGUUACACGCACACCCCUUUCUGUGGACCACAGUCCUGAUUCUGGACUAGUAUCUACACCUCUUCCAUCAAGUCGGUUCAGGUUUGUGUCGUGGCAUCGCCUGGAGCAGUGUGAUGUCACAGGUGACCAGCUGACCUGCCCCAGGGUUAGAGAAGGGCCAUCAGAAGAGGAGCUGUGUCUAAGAGAGGGGGGUGACAUCAGUUUGGAGAGAUGGAGGAGGAGGAGGAGGAGAGAGGAGGAAGGACAGAGAUGGGAGGAGAGACUGCAAGAGAACUGGGAAAACUGUGUGGAGUUAAAUUUGUCCUACCAGGACUUGGGGGAUCCCUUCCAGAAGGAGAACUUCCUUCGGAUUCUACGCCGGUUGAUUCGUGUGGAGAAACUCCAACUGAUUGACAACUCUCUCACCAACCUGAGUUCUGUACGCUUGCCAAGGUGCAGAGUGCUAAACCUGCACAGAAACCACCUGGUGUCUCUGCAUCAGCUGCCAAAGCUCCCAGCGGUGGAGCAUCUUUGUCUGUCUGAGAAUGCCAUCGGCUCCCUGGGGGGACUGGGAGCUCUGGGGAACAGCCCACUGCGCUCCCUAAACCUGACCCGCAACCCGGUAACCUUCACUCAGGACUACCGUGCACGUGUUUUCAACUGUUUGCCAAAGCUGGAGGUCCUGGAUGGAAUCCCCAAGCUGCCAGAAGACUCACUGCCUGUCAGAUUACUACCACAAACCACCAGGAUGUGUAACAUUUUAUGACAAUCAUCCAUGGAUGGAUGUGUACAGAGGCAGUUCUGGCAGUCCUACAGCACUUCAGCAGAAAACUCCACACUUGGAAACUGCAGUGACGGCUAUAGAGAUCUCCUCAGAGGAAAAUCAGCUGGGUAAUGUUUUCCUCUGCUGUUCAGUAACAGUAUUUACACAAACUGUCACAACUGUUGCCACACUGACAAUACUGUUAUAGUAUUGCAAUGGUAAUGUGCGAACCACAUUCAUGUCAGGCACAAGUAUACUGCUGAUAUUUCUAAAGUGAUUUAUUUUGUAUAUCCUUUACAGGUAUUUGGUAAUAAAUAGAAAACACCACAAAAUGUUUGAGCAUUUUUUU